This is a messenger RNA of Osmerus eperlanus (European smelt), 3092 nucleotides long. RefSeq names its product forkhead box L3 (gene foxl3). Gene Ontology annotation, biological process: anatomical structure morphogenesis; regulation of transcription by RNA polymerase II; cell differentiation. Lineage: Eukaryota; Metazoa; Chordata; Actinopteri; Osmeriformes; Osmeridae. The transcript is spliced from 3 exons. Gene Ontology annotation, molecular function: DNA-binding transcription factor activity, RNA polymerase II-specific; RNA polymerase II cis-regulatory region sequence-specific DNA binding. The coding region runs from base 1126 to 1908 and encodes 260 amino acids. The record is from RefSeq and is a predicted model, not a curated record.
UGCUCUAAGGUCCAGGCUCACCUGGGUUCAAAUACAGCUUGAGGACCAUUCCAUUCUGUCAUGUGAAGUAUGAUUGUACUUCUUUAAGAAGUUGUGUUUUUAAAGAUACAUGUUACAUCCUUAAUGUAAAGAUACACUUGACAACAUCAGUGAAGCCAGUCCUGGGAUUUGAACCCAAGACCUUUACGUUUACCCUCAGUUUACAUAUGCUUAACCACUGAGCUACCAGGGCUCCACUAAAUUAAAUUCACCGGGGGAAGAUCUAAAUAAAAACAAUUCUCAUUAAUGAAAAUUGGGCUACAAUUGACCUGCUUGUUGACAGUUUUUUCAAUUGCUCUGUUAAUAUACAAGAAGUAAACACAACUGCGCUUAUAAAUGGUUGUGAUCGCAUCGGUAGAGGCGCACAAAGGGCCGUUACAGCGGUCUAUCUUGCGCAUCAGAGGCCACACACGCAGGCCUCACGCCGCGGGCUGUUUCUCCGGUCUCCCUCUGCUCACGGGAGAGCCCCAAAUGUCCCGUUUAGAGCACUUCGAAGUAGGCUACACAUCCCCCCUUUCAGUCACGGAAACGCAAUUUAUGGCCAUUAUGCAGCAUUAUAGAUUGCAUCUACAAAACUCCUCCAGAGUAAAACGCCUGUAACGCAUGGUGCCCAAAAGCUGUGGGCGGAAUUAGCAGACAGACACACACAUCCCAAAGAGAAAAGGAGAGACAUGUAAGGAGUUUGUUUGUUAGUAUUGGAUAGACUAUAAAAAGAAACAAAACAAAGUCAACAUUCCGACUGCGACCGAGACCACCCAGAAUCAGCCGGGGAGAAAAGGAAUUGUCCGGUGUCCAGUUGAUGACGCCCCGGGUUCAUGCGUUCAGCAGGCGGUAGCCUAUUCGCUGGCCAAGCAAUUAGCUGCCUUAUCGACGCAGGGAUAUGCGGACCACCUCUCUGUACGGAUAGAAAGAGGGGAGGGGGGCUCCUGGGGACCCACAACAAGCAAGAACGAAGCUGGAAUCAUAUACUUCAUUGAGUUCCAACCUGACAUGUUGGUAUACAUUUUCAACUUCACAGAGGUGUUCUUGGAUUGUUUCCUCGCUGCAGGUAUAUGAAGUAACAGAAGUUUUCAUUUAUUGAAUUAGAUGAAGCAGUCUAAUGCUAGUCAGCCUGGAAGCGAAGAUAUGUUUGAUAACUCGCAGUAUCCAUAUAACUGCUUCAACUAUGAUGGAGACGGCUACCCAUCCAGCAGCACGGAUGAAGACAAGAAAAUCGGCCGACCGGCUUACAGCUACAUAGCCCUCAUUGCCAUGGCAAUCCAGCAGAGCCCGGACCAGCGAGUCACUCUGUCUGGGAUCUACGAGUUUAUCAUGAGACGCUUCCCCUUCUACCGGUCCAACCAACGGGCCUGGCAGAACUCCAUACGGCACAACCUCUCUCUCAACAGCUGCUUCAUCAAGGUUCCAAGAACAGAGGGGAACGAGAAGGGGAAAGGGAACUACUGGAGUUUCGCGGCGGGCUGUGAGUCCAUGCUGGACCUGUUUGAGAAUGGAAACUUCCGCCGCCGGCGCCGUCGACGCAACAUGAAGAUGGGCUUCCGGGAUUCGGGCGAGCCGUUUCUCCGCGUUGACAACAACAACAACAGCGACCGUAUCAGCAACAAUCAGCACGGACCCUCAGGCCGGCAUUCUGAUGCAGACUCCUCCCCUUGCCCUUUGACCCCCAGCCACAGACCCACUCAGCCACAGAUCCAGCUCAACCCAAACCAGGCCCACCAGAAUAACAAACCAGAAUCUGAGAUCAAGUUUAGCAUCGACUACAUCCUGUCCACUCCGGCCCCUCCUCUUCCUGGGUUCAGACCCCCUCCUCUCGCCCCCAUACAUGCUCUGGAGCCCCAGCACCUCAACCUGCAUUUCUGGACCCUCUGAGGAUGUUCUAGAAUGAAAGGAAAGAAAGUUCUAGAACAGACCCUAUAGCUCUAUGUGUCUAAAAUGGGAAAAUGAAGGACAUCCAAAGACACAGUUAAUAGUACAAGAGUUGUGUUGACUACAAAGAGAUGGACUGUGAAGAGGUACAGUACAGUGUUCUUUUCUGGAUCUUUGCUGUGCAUGCAGUGGGCCAGUCCAUCAUGCAUUCAUGUACAGUCACUCACACAACUAACUUGAAAUAUGUGUCCAUUCCAAAACUUGUGAUAAUCCACUGUGUCCUGUGCUAGAUUAGCUUUACAGUAUUGGAAAGAAAAAGUGUUUUAUAAAUACUAGGAUCUACACUAAGGAGCUUGGAGGCCAUUUAUUGUCAAUCAGACCACUUUUUCUCCAAUAAUGCUAAUCUUUUCUAUUGACCUUUUCAAACCAGUUAGAAGGCCACAGUCCACCCAACCCAGACAGCCCUAUUCUGAUACCAUUCAUAAAGGUAAGAGUUUAACACUCACAAACUAGGGACCUGUUAACAUUUAUUUCCCUCACAAGGGAUAUCAAUCAUCGGCUGUUUCUCUGCUGUUUGAAGUAGACAUAUUUCAAUUUAACCUUUAUAUUAUGCCGUGACUACAUCAGGACGCCUCUCAACACGCUGUAACAUGAGUGGCAUUUAAUAUAGAAUUACACUUGCAAGGUGAGGCCAAGAUGUGACCCUAUUCAAAUACACAGGGACCUGCCGCCAGAACAGCACUACCCCCUCAACGUCAUUAUAAUUAAACACACCUUAUGCCUCCUUGUAAAUGUGCUGAUCGAUCGGCAGUGUUAAUGUUGCUACUUGAACUGCCCCCCAGCCUCCGUCUGGCUCAGCGCUGCGUUUAUGGAUCAGCAGGUUUCCAUUAACGGAGCCGGUGACGGAGCCUGGAAUUCCGCCGUUCCAAGUCGCUCUGCCCGGCCGUGGAUAUAUUUGGGUAAAUUAACUUAGCAUAAAAUGCUGGGAGGCUGCAGGGGUCUCUUUAAGACACUGGAAGAAAAGGCAAAAGGCAAGCAUGCAGGUUUAAAAGUCAAUGCACAUACAGUAUUAUUAUGGUGUUGUCAGUGAAUGCUGUCAUUAUGUAGCUGCUGGCUAAAGUAACUUGUACCUGUGAAUGGCCUCUAUUAAAGUACUCAUCCAAAUCCCAAACCUUGGUUUCACAGUA